Messenger RNA from Prunus persica (peach), 1439 nucleotides. RefSeq lists its product as uncharacterized. Gene Ontology annotation, molecular function: nucleotide binding. The transcript is spliced from 2 exons. Bases 91 to 1173 code for a protein of 360 amino acids. Lineage: Eukaryota; Viridiplantae; Streptophyta; Magnoliopsida; Rosales; Rosaceae. The record is from RefSeq and is a predicted model, not a curated record.
CUGUUAAUUAUUGACAUGACAAAACAGUGUGCAUGAGUUUAAUAUAUUAUUAUCUCCUCCAUUUCUACGACCUCCAUUGCCUCCCCCGAAAUGUCGGCCGAAACGCCAAUCCGAUUCGGAAUUCUGGGCUGCGCCGAAAUAGCCCGAAAAGUCUCCCGCGCCAUCACUGUAGCCCAAAACGCCACACUCUACGCCGUCGGGAGCCGGUCGAUCGACAAGGCGACGGCCUUCGCCAAGGCCAACAAUUUCCCUGCCAACGCUAAGAUCUACGGCUCCUACGACGCCGUUUUGGACGACCCCGACGUCGACGCCGUCUAUGUCCCCCUCCCCACAAGCCUCCACGUCAAGUGGGCCGUCCUGGCGGCCCAGAAGAAGAAGCACAUCCUGCUCGAGAAGCCCGUGGCGCUCAACGUGGCGGAGUUUGACAAGAUUGCCGAGGCGUGCGAAUCCAGUGGGGUGCAGAUCAUGGACGGUACCAUGUGGAUGCACCACCCGAGGACUGCGAAGAUGUCGGAAUUUCUCUCCGACCCGAACCGUUUUGGUCAGCUAAGAUCGAUACACACCGUGUUCACUUUUGCUAGUGAUCCUGAUUUUCUCAAGAAUGACAUUCGUGUGAAUCCAGACCUUGACGCUCAUGGUGCUCUUGGGGAUGCAGGGUGGUACUGUAUGAGGGGAAUCCUGUGGGUAAGUAACUUUGAACUGCCUAAAACAGUAAUAGCUUUGCGUGGCCCUAUAUUUAAUGAAGUGGGGGUGAUUUUAUCUUGUGGAGCUUCUCUGCAUUGGGAAGAUGGGAAAGUGGCUACCUUCCACUGCUCUUUCUUAUCAAGUUUGACGAUGGAGAUAACUGCUGUCGGUACAAAGGGUACUUUGCAUGUUGAUGGUUUUGUUAUCCCUCAUCAAGAGAAAGAGGCCUGUUUUUCUUUUGCUUCUGAAACCGGAUUUGAUGAAUUUGUGACCAGUUGGGUACCACCACCAAGUCAGCACAUUGUUACCACAGAUCUUCCGCAGGAGGUUCUCAUGGUAAGAGAGUUUUCUCGUUUGGUAGGUACUAUUAAAAAUGGUUCAAAACCUGAGAAGAAGUGGCCAACCCUUAGUAGGAAGACACAGAUUGUACUUGAUGCUGUCAAGGCAUCAAUUGACAAGGGUUUUGAGCCUAUAGAUGUCAAAUAUUAACUGAGGCUCAUCUGGUAUGUGUCGUUCAUCUUCUGUUUGUGCUAAGGUGUCCUUGUGUCAGUAAUAAUAUCCCCAUUCUUCUGUAUGCCUAGUUUAUUCAUGGCAUCCACAAUUUGGGUCAGAGCUUGAUGAACUUGAGCUGUAUUGAAACGCUACUGUCGAAAUGUAUGAAAAAUAAAUUAAAUGUAAAAAUUGCAAGUGAUUUUCAUGGAACUCACAUUUGUCGGUGAAGAGAAAUAUAAAACUAGUGAGCUUUGUUCUGGUUA